CUGCGCGGCAGCUGCUUUGGAAGGUAUCGAGACCCCUGUACCUUCCCAGGGAUGAACCGGGCCUUCCUCUGGAAGGCGAGGGUUCGGGCCACCGUGAGCGAGGGGCGGGGCGGUGGGCGCGCGCAGACGAAAACCAGAUCAGCUGAGAGAGAAUAGGAGUAGUGGAUGAGGCGCUUGUGGGGCGCGGCCGGGGAGCCCUCGGGCGCGGGCUGGGAGGAGUGGGCGGAGGCGCCGCAGGAGGCUCCUGGGGCCUGGUCGGGCUGGCUGGGCCCCGGGCGCAGUGGAAGAAAGGGACGGGCGGCGCCCGGUUGGGCGUCCUGGCCAGCUCACCUUGCCCUGGCGGCUCGCCCCGCCCGGCACUUGGGAGGAGCGGGGCUGGGCCUGCGGCCUUUGGAUUCCGGGACCGCCCCCUUCCAUUCCCGGGUCAGCGGCAAGCUGCAGCGACGGCUGGAAUCGCAGCUGCAGCAUGAGAGCCGGUGCCGCUCCUCCACGCCUACGGACGCGUGGCGAGCGGAGGCAGCUCUGCCGGUUCACGCCAUGGGGGCGCCGUGGGGUUCACCGGCGGCGGCGGGCGGGCGGCGCGGGUGGCGCCGAGGCCGGGGGCUGCCAUGGACCGUCUGGGCGCUGGCAGCCGCCGGCUUGACGUGUACGGCGCUGAUCACCUAUGCCUGCUGGGGGCAGCUGCCGCCUCUGCCCUGGGCGUCGCCAACCCCGCCGCGACCGGUGGGCGUGCUGCUGUGGUGGGAACCCUUCGGGGGGCGCGUCAACGCCGCGAGGCCGCCCCCCGACUGCCGACUGCGCUUCAACAUUAGCGGCUGCCGCCUACUCACGGACCGCGCGUCCUACGGAGAGGCUCAGGCCGUGCUUUUCCACCAUCGCGACCUUGUGAAGCGACCCCCCGACUGGCCCCCGCCCUGGGGCGUCCAGGCGCGCAGUGCCGAGGAGGUGGAACUGCGAGUGUUGGACGACGAGGAGGCAGCGGCGGCGGCAGAAGCCCUGGCGACCUCCAGCCCCAGGCCCCCAGGCCAGCGCUGGGUUUGGAUGAACUUCGAGUCGCCCUCGCACUCCCCAGGGCUGCGAAGCCUGGCAAGUAACCUCUUCAACUGGACGCUCUCCUACAGGGCAGACUCGGACAUUUUCGUGCCUUAUGGCUACCUCUACCCCAGGAGCCACCCCGGCGACCAGCCGUCAGGCCUGGCCCCGCCACUGUCGCGGAAACAGGGGCUAGUGGCAUGGGUGGUGAGCCACUGGGACGAGCGCCAGGCCCGGGUCCGCUACUACCACCAGCUGAGCCAACACGUGGCUGUGGACGUAUUCGGCCGGGGCGGGCCCGGGCAGCCGGUGCCCGAAAUUGGGCUCCUGCAUACAGUGGCCCGCUACAAGUUCUACCUGGCUUUCGAGAACUCGCAGCACCUGGAUUAUAUCACCGAGAAGCUCUGGCGCAACGCGUUGCUCGCUGGGGCAGUGCCGGUGGUGCUGGGCCCCGACCGUGCCAACUACGAGCGCUUCAUGCCCCGCGGCGCCUUCAUCCAUGUGGACGACUUCCCAAGUGCCUCCUCCCUGGCCUCGUACCUACUUUUCCUAGACCGCAACCCCGCGGUCUAUCGCCGCUACUUCCACUGGCGCCGGAGGUACGCUGUCCACAUCACCUCCUUCUGGGACGAGCCUUGGUGCCGGGUCUGCCAGGCUGUCCAGAGGGCUGGGGACCGGCCCAAGAGCAUACGCAACUUGGCCAGCUGGUUUGAGCGGUGAAGCCGCCCUCCCCUGGAAGUGACCCAGGGGAGGCCAAGUUUUCAGCUUUUUGAUCCUCUACUGUGCAUCUCCUUGACUGCCGAAUCAUAGGAGUAAGUUCUUCAAACACCUAUUUUUGCUCUAUGGGAAAAAGGCGAUUUUACCAAUGAACAUUACUCCGCACAGAGAUGGGGGCCCGGUUUCCAUAUUUUUUUGCACAAUUGGGCCCCCUUUGCUGUUGAUGAGCAUCAUUGUUUAGGGGUGAAGGAGGGGGCUCUUCUUCACCUUGUAACCAGUGCAGAAAUGAAAUAGCUUAGCUGCGAGAAGCCGUUGAGGCGGUUUCUCUGAAUUUCUCCGUCUGCCAUAGGCCGGAUUUGUGGCCCGUGUAGCCUCCAAAUCUCAUACACACUGUUCCCGAUUCACAUUUUUCUGGACGGAGGUGAAGCAAAUUUCUGGUUGUAGAAGGAGCCUUGUUGGUGGAGAGUGGAAGGACUGUGGCUGCAGGUGGGUCUUUGUUGUUUGGAUUCCUCACAGCCUUGGCUCCUGAGAAAGGUGAGGAGGGCAGUCCAAGAGGGGCCGCUGACUUCUUUAAUAAGUACUAUCUGUUCCCCUGUCCUGUGAAUGGAAGCAAAAUGCUGGAUUGUCCUUGGAGGAGAGUUAAGAUGAAUACAUGGGUGCACCUCACUUUACAUAAGAAAUGUAUUCCUGAAAAGCUGCAUUUAAAUCAAGUCCCAAAUUCACUGACUUAGGGGAGUUCAGUAUUUAAUGAAACCCUAUGGAGAAUUUAUCCCUUUACAAUGUGAAUAAGCAUCUCCUAAUGUUUCUUCUGUCUUUAUGGUUUUCCAUAACCUGGAUUUUUUAAAGGCAUAUUAAAAUUACAGAUGUGAAAAUAAAGCAGAAGCAACCUUCUUCCCUCUUCCCAGAAAACCAGUCUGUGUUUACAGACAGAAGAGAAGGAAGCCACAGUGUCACUUCCACACAAUUAUUUAUUUCAUGCCUUUACUGGACCUGAAAUUUAAACUGCAAUGCCAGUCCUGCAGGAGUGCUGGCAUUACCCUCUGCAGAACAAUGAAAGGUAUUGCACUACAUUAUGGAACCAUCUAAAAGAAAAAAAAGUUUCAUGAUGUCUGUUAGUGGCAGUUUUUGUUUAUCUCUGUCAGUUUUUAGUUAAAUGUUUAGAUCCUCGGAACUACAUUAGUGCCUACUAUUAACUUACUCUUGUCUUUUGUUAAAGGCUAAAUCUGCACUUCUCCCUGGUGCCAGCAGGUUCCCCUCAUAGUGAACGUAGUGGUAUAGCAUAUCCUCACAUUUCCAGUGCCCUUGAGACUGUGCUGUGGAACCAAUCUUGAACAUACGUGCAUUGAUUUGACAAAGUUACUGAGUGAGCAGCAUAUUCAGCAGGUGCCACUACAUACCUACUCUGUGCCAAACACUGAGCUUGAGGCCCUAGGGAAGAUAGAGAAUUAUACAAGGCAAAGUCCUUCUCUUUAGGGCGCUUAUAAUCUGUCACUUCCAAAAAGUAAACGUGACUGAUAAAACAAGUGGCAGAACCUGUUUGAUUACUGUGACAGUCUUAAUGAUACCAUAAAUCAAUAUUAGAAAGCUAGUUGACUUAAAGCCUGAAAUAAUGUAAGUUUUCGCCUCCACUUAUUAGAAUAAGGACUCUCAAUGACUAAUUAUUGUGGAUAGGGUCAAGAUUAACUAGUUUUAUACAGAGUUCUGCUGUAAAUAGUCAUUUUGCAUUUGAUUAGUGCAAUUAUCUGAAUCAAAAAGCAAGUUUUACCUCUCUGUACAUGUUUUUGCAGACAUACUUGAAAAAUUCACUUAAAUCUAGGUGCUUCAGUUCACUUUCUUGAGAGGAGAAAUGAAAAGCUGUGGAGAAAAUGUCCUCAUUGAAGUUUUAUAGUGAGGGCAGAAUUACAAUUACAAAGUGCCAGCCACCGAAUAAAGAUAAAAGUUCAGUUCUUAAAAUGAGUUUUUAUGAGGUAACAGUCAGUGAUCUUGAUGUUCCUGGGAUUCUACAUGGGGCAGUGGGAAAGAGUUCAGGUUUUGAAGGUAACCUAGUUUAGGUCUGAAUUCCAGCUAUGUGACAUUGGGUAAAUUCGUAGUAUCCCUGAGCCUCAGCUUCCUCAUCUGUAAAAUGACUGAGGAAAAUACUUAACAAGCUUAUUUUGAGCACUUUAGGAAGUGAAAGUACGUAAAAUAGCAGGCACCCAACUGAUGAUUUUAUAUCUUCCUUCUUUGCUUGCAGUGAUUUCAGGAUAUCCUCUUACCAUUUAUAGGUCUAAAAUUAUAUCUGAAGGUAUAUUGUAGAAUAAAUCUAAAAUAAAAAGGAUGGUGCCUCAUAUCAUGUAUUUUAAAUGAGUCCCUAAAGCUAAGCCAUAUUUCAAGAAUCAUGAUUACCAUUUAGAUUAAGCUGGACUUGCAAACUAGGAGGAAGCACCUAGGCUUUCUUUGAAUAUAUAUUUUUUUGUUUGUUUUGGUCAAGCUCUAUAGUUAAAUUAGUAUCAUUUAUUUUACCAAUUUUUUUAGUAUUAAGUCCAUUUAGAACCAUAUUUAUGGAAUAUUUAGCAUGAGGAAGGUAUAAUUGCAUUUUUUUUUUUGAGACGGAGUCUCUCACUGUCACCCCGGCUGGAGUGCAGUGGCAUGAUCUCGGCUCACUGCAACCUUCGCCUCCUGGGUGGGUUCAAGCGAUUCUCCUGCCUCAGCCUCCUGAGCAGCUGAGACUAAAGGCACCUGCCACGACGCCCGGCCAAUUUUUUGUAUUUUUGGUAGAGACUGAGUUUCACCAUGUUGGGCAGGCUGGUCUUAAACUCCUGACCUUGUGAUCUGCCUGCCUCAGCCUCUCAAAGUGCUGGGAUUAUAGGUGUGAGCCAGCGUGCCCAGCCAUUGCAUUUUUACUCACAUACACGUUGUUAAUAUGGAACAAUUUGUUAACACUAAUCUCGUCAGAGAGUAAGAUAAAUGUGGCAAUUGCUCAUUUCAUUUUGCAUAUAUUAAAUUGAGUAGGUUCAGCUCUAACAUACCUUAAGAAAAAUGCAUAUCAGUGCACUGUAUGUAUUUCAAAAUGCCUUUCCUAUGAUUGUCAUAUCCUCCUUUAAGGCUUUUCCCUCAAAUUUAUUACAAAUUUAGUAUUUUUAGUACUUGAUGACUCUAAUUACAUGAAUGCACCUGGAAUGACAUUUGUAUCAGAAGACAGUCUGACUUGCUUUCAGUAUUCACAAGUUCUUUCCAGUUUCCAAGUCUUUCCCUAGCAGUAAUUCAGGGGAGAGAGGGUGGUUUCAUGUAAAGAGCGUGCCGUUUGGAGUCAGAACCUGGGUAUGUGACUCUGUGGCCUUGAUGAAGCAAGUUAUUUAAACUCUUGAGUUUUAGCUUUCUCCUUUAUAAUGCAUGAAUGCCCAUCCCCCUACAAAACAAAGAUUAAAUGUGAUGAUGUAUGCCAACGUGCUUUCUAUAUUGUAAAAUGCUAUAUAAUUAUAAGAUGUUCUAAAUUUUCGAGGAUCUAAACCAGGGAUUGGCAAACGUUUUUCCAGAGAGUAAAUAUUUCACACUUUGCAUAUAUAAUUUAUGGAGGUGUUGAGAGGAUAGAUUAGACACUUGAAGUACUCAGGAUAGUGCAUGGCAUGUAGGAAGCACCUGGAAAAUAUUCGCUGUGAUUACCAUCAGUCCAUUUUACCCGGGAAGGACCCAAGGUCCAGGCCCACUGAAGGACGUGCAUAAGAUUACAGUAGCAGUGGCAGAACCAGCCAUGCUUGUGCAAAUCACAACCCCUUUGAGCCUCUGUCAUCUGAACUGCAAAAUGAGUGGGUUAGACAAAAUUAUCUCUUGGGACCUCCUAGUUCCACUUGCUGUCAUUCUACUAACUGGCACCCUAAGGUUGAAAGUGCUAAUCUGCUUUCCAAUGUGGCUUCCUUACAGUCUGGAACUGACAAUAUGCAGGAGCAGUAAACUGGUAGAAAACCAGGAAUCAGAGAAAGAAAAUAUGAUUUAGCUUCAAAGAUGUAAAUUACAUAUAUAGUAUACUAUAUAUUUUUUUAAAGCAUUAUAUGCCUCAGAUAUCAGGGAAAGGAGCCAAGUCCUUGGUAUUUAGUUUGGUGAAUACUUGCAUUGAAUACAUGUCAAGAUGUCAUUUUUUAAUGUGUCUCAGGGAUUUGUAUGCUACAGAUUAUUUUAACAAAUCAAGUGUUUAUGUACACAUGUUCAGAUUUUUUGACAAAAUGAUUAAAAUAAUGAGAUGGAAAAUGA
Piliocolobus tephrosceles (Ugandan red Colobus) is the source of this 5976-nucleotide messenger RNA. It is a transcript of the gene FUT4, whose product is annotated as fucosyltransferase 4. Bases 166 to 1752 code for a protein of 528 amino acids. The transcript has a single exon. Gene Ontology annotation, molecular function: alpha-(1->3)-fucosyltransferase activity. Gene Ontology annotation, cellular component: membrane. The record is from RefSeq and is a predicted model, not a curated record. Lineage: Eukaryota; Metazoa; Chordata; Mammalia; Primates; Cercopithecidae.